This is a messenger RNA of Cladophialophora immunda, 2660 nucleotides long. RefSeq lists its product as uncharacterized. The record is from RefSeq and is a predicted model, not a curated record. Gene Ontology annotation, biological process: ribosome biogenesis. Gene Ontology annotation, molecular function: ATP binding; RNA helicase activity; nucleic acid binding. Gene Ontology annotation, cellular component: nucleus. The transcript has a single exon. Bases 10 to 2550 code for a protein of 846 amino acids. NCBI's taxonomy places the organism in Eukaryota, Fungi, Ascomycota, Eurotiomycetes, Chaetothyriales, Herpotrichiellaceae.
CAAACACCGAUGACAAUGGCCGACGAUGGCAUGUUCCUGAACUUCUCCGUCGACGAGAGCCUUGCCUCUGCCGGUGCCAGCAACACCCAGAAGUUCAAAGGCGGGUCGUGGAGGGACCGUCUGAGGGCGAAGAGGUCGACUCAGAGAGGGCAAAGAGGCGGGGACCAGAAGAGAAGACAUGAUGCAAACACAGUCCCUAUAUCGCAGGGCCGCUUUGAGGGCCGAACGAAGCCCCACACACACGGAGAUCAGUCUGAUGAAUUUCCAGACGCUCGGCCGGUCAAGAGGAGGCGUGAAAAUGGCCAUGUGACAGAUUCGGCACAAGUUCAACAGCCCGCGCAGAGACGAGGUAAUGAGCAGAGACCUACAGCUGGCCCUCGCGAAGUCAUCUCUUCACUCUUCACCUACAACCCCAAGCCAUCGACCGCUGUGGAAGAACCCAAGGAGGACAAGGGAGAAGAGAAGCCAACGGCGCCGUCUAACGCCCCUCUGAUCGAUGGCAUCGACACCUUUACAUCCCUCGGCCUUUCCCCUACCAUAGCUACGCACCUCUUGACCAAGAUGAACCUCAAAAACCCCACAGCGAUCCAGAAGGCGGCGGUCUCGCAAAUGUUGAAGGACGACAGCGACGCAUUCAUACAGUCGGAGACCGGCUCCGGCAAGACUCUCGCAUAUCUACUCCCUCUUGUGCAGCGAAUCAUGACCAUGUCGGAACAAGUCGCAGAGAAACAUCAAAAUUACACACAAGAUCCGUUGAUGUUACAUCGCGACUCUGGUCUAUUCGCCAUAAUCCUCGCCCCGACCCGCGAGCUUUGCAAGCAGAUCUCUGUCGUUCUCGAACGCUUGCUUGGUUGCGCGCACUAUAUCGUGGCCGGCCACGUAAUAGGCGGUGAAAAGAAGAAGUCGGAGAAAGCCCGCAUGCGAAAGGGUCUUAAUGUUUUGGUGGCGACGCCUGGUCGAUUGGUUGAUCAUCUGGAGAAUACAAAGGCGCUGGACGUGAGUAACGUUCGCUGGCUUGUUCUCGAUGAAGGGGAUCGAUUGAUGGAUCUGGGAUUUGAAGAGGACAUAACGAAGAUCGUGAAGACUUUGGAUCAGAAGAAGAGGCCGAGGGGGAGCAGUAAAUGGCCGGGUCUGCCUGAAAAGCGAACUACAGUGCUGUGUUCGGCGACGUUGAAGAUGAACGUACAGAAGCUGGGAGAAAUUAGUCUGAAAGAUGCCGUUCUGAUCAAAGGUGACCCCGGAGACGACGAUGCGCUAGGACAGCGAAAGGAGGCUGGCGACGCUUUGGCGAGUGACAACGGCACGAGGGAUUCCACCUUUCUCGCUCCAGCCCAGCUGAAGCAGUCCUAUAUCGUUGCAGCAGCAAAAUUGAGGUUCGUCACACUCACAGCGCUCCUGAAGCGGACUUUCGCACGAAAGGGGUCAGUCAUGAAGGCCAUUGUCUUCGUCUCCUGCGCGGAUUCCGUCGAAUUCCAUUUCAAAGCAUUCACGACGGCAUUUGAAGGCGAAGAUUCUUCAGAGAACAAGGAGCCAGGACGUGACAAUGCUGAGACGGACUCUGAAACCGAAGACCUUGGAGCUGGCAAACCCUCGCCAACAUCAUCCCGCGACCCAUCCGUUACCGACUCAAUCUUACCCUCUCCAAUCCUCUCGUCCUCCCACAACCAGGUCACACUGUACAAACUACAUGGAUCUCUGCCUCAAAUCACCCGCACUAACAUUGUCAAAGCCUUUGCCGCCACGACUGCACCAUCUCUGCUGGUCGCCACGGACGUGGCCUCCCGUGGCCUUGACCUGCCCAACCUCGAUCUUGUGAUUGAAUAUGAUCCGGCAUUCAGCGCCGAAGACCAUCUGCAUCGGAUCGGACGUACCGCUCGUCUGGGACGGGAUGGCAGGGCAAUCAUUUUCCUCCUCCCAGGUAAGGAAGAAGGCUACGUCUCAGUGCUGAAAAGCUCAUACAAGACGGGACCCGAUACCGUGGCGAACGUCUCCUCCAUGUCCGCCGACGAAGUGCUCAAAAGGGGAUUUGCACCGCUCAGCGGCGUCAUUCCGACCAAGAAUAAGAACCACAAGAACGAGAAGGGUGCAGAUUGGCAAUCUCGCGCGACGGACCGUCAACUCUCGCUCGAGCGCUUCAUCUUGUCCUCCCCCCAAAACAAAGACCUGGCGAAAAGGGCCUUCCAAAGCCACGUUAGGGCUUACGCGACGCACAUCGCCAGCGAGAGAAAGUGGUUCGAUAUCAAGGAGCUGCACCUAGGUCACCUUUGUAAGAGCUUCGGCUUGAGAGAGACGCCUAGCGGGAUGGGGGUCGGCAGAAACAACAAGAAGGCCGGGUCGAAGAGGGGGCGGAGCGCGAGUGACGGAGGCGGUAUGCGUCAUGGUGACGGCGACGGGGAGAGGAACGGCGAAAGGCCAAGGACACGAGAUGCCGAUGCUGCUAUAGACAACACCGGUGAUGCUGAUGAGGCGGCACGGAAAAUGAGGGAGAAGAUUCGAAUGAACAGGAAGAUGAUGAUGGGAGGGACUGCGGAUGAGUUUAAUAUCGCUUGAAUGUGUCAAAAAGUUGUUGAUUUGGUCAAAUAUCUCGUUCCCGUUUCCGCUCCAUAUGCCCCGGGUUCUGUUAUGCCCGAUUUCUUUCCUCAACUGCCCCUUCUCGUUCA